AUGCACUUCUCCAUCCCCGAGACCGAGACCCGCGCCGGCGACGGCGGAGCCGCCUACGUGGCUUACAACAUCCACGUGAAUGGGGUGUUGCACUGCCGAGUGCGCUACAGCCAGCUCCUGGGGCUGCAUGAGCAGCUAAGGAAGGAAUAUGGCGCUAACGUGGUCCCAGCCUUCCCCCCAAAGAAGAUCUUCACACUCACCCCAGCAGAGGUAGAGCAGCGACGUGAACAGCUGGAGAAGUACAUGCAGGCAGUGAGGCAGGACCCGACGCUGGGAGGCAGUGAGACCUUCAACAGCUUCCUGCGCAAGGCCCAGCAGGAGACACAGCAGAUACCUACAGAGGAGGUGGUGCUGGAAGUGCUGCUCUCCAAUGGCCAGAAGGUCAAGGUCACCAUUCUUACCUCGGACCAGACAGAGGAUGUCCUUGAGGCAGUGGCCUCCAAGCUGGAUCUGCCAGAUGAACUGAUUGGAUACUUUAGCCUCUUCCUAGUGAGGGAGACCAAGGAUGAAGCUUUCUCCUUCGUGCGGAAGUUGCAGGAGUUUGAGCUGCCCUAUGUGUCUGUCACCAGCCUGCACAACCCUGAGUUCAGGAUCAUCCUGCGCAAGAGCUACUGGGAUUCCUCAUAUGACGAUGAUGUAAUGGAGCAUCGCGUGGGGUUGAACUUGCUGUAUGCACAGACGGUGUCAGACAUUGAGCAUGGAUGGAUCCCUGUAAACAAGGAACAGCACCGGCAGCUGAAGUCCCUGCAGGAAAAAGUCUCCAAGAAGGAGUUCAUCCGGCUGGCACAGACCCUGAAGUACUAUGGCUAUCUCAAGUUUGACCCCUGCAUUACCGACUUCCCUGAGAAGGGUUGCCAUGUUGUGGUCAGUGCUGGCAACAACGAGCUCAACUUCCAGGUGCGGCUGCCCAGCGAGCAGAUCAAGGAGGGCAGCUUCAAGGUCACACGCAUGCGGUGCUGGCGCGUCACAUCCUCGGUGCCUAUGAGCAACGGUCCCUCAGGGAGCAGUCCAGGGAAGUCUGAGGUGAAGCUGGAGUUGGCUUUUGAGUAUCUAAUGAGCAAGGAUCGACUGCAGUGGGUUACCAUCACCAGUCCACAGGCAAUCAUGCUGAGCAUCUGCCUGCAGUCCAUGGUGGAUGAGCUGAUGGUCAAAAAGUCUGGAGGCAGCAUCCGCAAGAUGUUUCGGCGGCGGGUAAACGGGGCCCUGCGGCGCUCAGAGAGCCAGCAAGCUGUGAAAUCACCCCCACUGCUGGACUCACCCGAUGCCUCCCGGGAACCAAUGGCCAAACUCUCGAGCAAGCUCACCUCUGUCAGCCUGCGAGGGAUUAGCCACUCCAGCUCAGCUAACGACGUGGGUGCCAACGACUUCCAUGGCAAUUAUGCCUUUGAGGGCAUCGGUGACGAAGAUCUGUAGUGACCCUGCUCCUUCCUCGGGCAGCACUAGCCGAGGGCCUUCGCUGAGGAAUGUAUGACCUGCAGCCAGGUUGCAAUCGAUGUGCCUCUCACCCGCUCCAUCCACCUUCCCCUGCUCCCUAGGGCUAAGCUCUCAGCCCAUCGAUGCCUUCCUUUGGGCCAGGGGCAGCUGACCUCCUCCUGCUGCUGGCUCUAGCUGGGAGAAGGGCUUGUUCCAACCCAAGCAGCAUGUCCAGGCUGAACCCUGGAGCAGUGUGGUGGGGAGCAGAGCUGCCCCUGCCCCAAGUGCCCAGCUGUGCAGGAGGGCAGAUGCCCCGGGUGGCACUGAGCAGCCACUCUUGAGGCUCUGUAAAGGCCAAAUUAGCAUUUAGGUUUCUGCUGGGAAACUGCAGUAAGCUGUCUCCAGGGGGAGGCCCUGCACAGAGCCCCCUCUCUAACCCGCUCAUAGACUCCAGCAUAAUCUAGGCUUUAUAACCACCUAUUUCCUGCUGCUCAGACCGACCAGAGCAUUAAUGGACAGUAACUGAUGUUUACACACUGCAAUGAUGAU
Messenger RNA from Indicator indicator, 1962 nucleotides. RefSeq names its product sorting nexin 17 (gene SNX17). The transcript is spliced from 15 exons. NCBI's taxonomy places the organism in Eukaryota, Metazoa, Chordata, Aves, Piciformes, Indicatoridae. Gene Ontology annotation, biological process: intracellular protein transport; signal transduction. Gene Ontology annotation, cellular component: early endosome. Bases 1 to 1413 code for a protein of 470 amino acids. The record is from RefSeq and is a predicted model, not a curated record. Gene Ontology annotation, molecular function: phosphatidylinositol binding.